Molecule: messenger RNA, 1611 nt
Organism: Nothobranchius furzeri (turquoise killifish)
Lineage: Eukaryota; Metazoa; Chordata; Actinopteri; Cyprinodontiformes; Nothobranchiidae
Product: cornifelin
Biological process (GO): positive regulation of transcription by RNA polymerase II
Source: RefSeq, a predicted model, not a curated record
CUCUUAAGCUAGAAAAAAUGUUUUAAAUGAAAAAAUAAUGCAAAUUGUCUACUAAAUAGGACGCAGAUCAAAUGGUAGUCAUGUGGUGGAGACCUUUUGCUUUGUUGUCUGUGGCUUAACUCCACAUUGUCCACCUUUGUCCACAUUCUAGGAGCCAGUAGUUUCACAUCUGCAGUUGGUAAAAACUCCAGUUUUGUGCAAUUUUAAUAGUUUUUCUUCCCAGGAGUCACGAGGAACAUGGGGUUUACAGUCAUUUAGUUUAUUUGUGUUGUCAUAUUUUCUGAUAUUUGCUGGGUAACAAAAAGGACACCAGGAGUUGGUUAAAAUAAUAAAUACGAGAAACUUUGGUAGCUUUUGAUUUAGAAAAAUUCGGGUUACUUUGCAAAAGGUCUCAAGUCGAUGUCACUCCUCCAACCUCAAAACCAAGUUGCAUCAGUUCCUGCUACAUAAGCCUGAAUGUUUAAGACCUUUUUCUGGGAGUUGCACAAAAUCAGAUCCAGAGUUGCACGCGCUUUUUCACCGUUUCACACUGAGAGCAAAUCUUUUCCAAACUGCGGCUGUGUCAUGCUAUGCUGGUUGAGUGAAACCGCAAGCUGUCUGAUAAGGACCUGAUGAAUUCUGCGGUUGCACAAAAACUUUGGUUGUAGCGAUUCUCACAAGAAUACUAGUUUCCGGAACAGCCAUUUUCUGGUGGGAGAACUCUUAAGAUCCAGGUGUUAGCGUGAUUGACCUGCAGCAGCUGACCCUUGACCAUCAAACACCAGCAGUUCUUGUGAACUGACCCAGUUCAAACCACCACAGAUCAUUGUCAUCCUCAGAAACAGCAGUUUGUUGGCAAAGCGACGUUUCACUACUCGAGUUCGUCACUGUUUCCUGUGUGGUGUGUGAGCUUGUCGGUUUGAUCAGGUGGAGCUCAGUCUCACAGGCACUUCUGCUAAAUACAGUCUAGACAGUUGAGAUUCCCAGAUGUCAAACCCAGUGAUCACCCAUCAGCCUGGAGCAGGCGGAUAUGGGACCAACGUCCAAACAGGAGACUGGAGCACAGGCUUGUGUUCCUGCUGCAGUGACAGUUUGGUCUGUGCCAUUGGUCUUUUCUGUCCGAUGGCUAUGAGCUGCUACACAGCUAAUAAGUAUGGAGAAAACUGUUGCUUGGCAUGGUUGCCAGGAGGGAUGACCGCCAUAAGGACUCAUAUGAGACUGACGUAUGGCAUUCAGGGGACAAUAUGCAAUGACACCCUGAUGACUUUUUUCUGCGGACCAUGUGAAAUGUGCAGGAUGGCACGUGAAAUUCGCAUCAGGAAUGGAGACAUUUCACUGUAACAAGUUACUUUCUAAAGCUGUCCAGCAGUUGUGGAAGUCCUUUCUUCAUUUCUAGAGCUUGUUUAUGCUGAAUGAAAACAAAAAUGCCUCUUUGUACUUUUGAAACAACAGAUUGGUCAUUUUAAUAAUUAGCUUUAUUGUAAAUAAAUUGGUUAUAAUAAAAUCUUGUGUGUUUUGAACAAAUUUGGCAUUUGAAAUCUAACAUUUCUGUGUAUUUAAAUGUGAAAUUAUUGGAAAACUCUAAAUGCAAAUGUACGUGACGUGGUAUAAAAUCAAAAGUGUCAGCUACUA